Pygocentrus nattereri (red-bellied piranha) is the source of this 1845-nucleotide messenger RNA. RefSeq names its product 5-hydroxytryptamine receptor 3A. Gene Ontology annotation, cellular component: postsynaptic membrane; neuron projection; synapse. The record is from RefSeq and is a predicted model, not a curated record. Gene Ontology annotation, molecular function: transmembrane signaling receptor activity; extracellular ligand-gated monoatomic ion channel activity; neurotransmitter receptor activity. NCBI's taxonomy places the organism in Eukaryota, Metazoa, Chordata, Actinopteri, Characiformes, Serrasalmidae. The transcript has 9 exons. Bases 1 to 1326 code for a protein of 441 amino acids. Gene Ontology annotation, biological process: monoatomic ion transmembrane transport; chemical synaptic transmission; nervous system process.
AUGCCCAGCAGGUGUCUGCCGGGUGACAGCGGACCCUCAUUCGACUCUCUGCAGGAAGUGUUUGACAGGAAACCCUUCAGACCAGCCGUUAACCUGAGCAACCCCACCAUCACCAACAUCUCCUUCACUCUCUACGCCGUGCUGGGGGUGAACGAGAAGACACAGAUCCUCAACACGUUCCUCUGGCUGCGGCUGUACUGGUUCCACGAGUUUCUGAUCUGGGAUCCUGACGUCUGUGACGGAAUCACUAGAAUCUCCCUCCCCGUCAACAACGUGUGGAUGCCGGACAUUAUCGUUUAUGAGUUUGUUGAUGAUGACGUGUCCCAGGCGUGUCCGUAUGUUUAUGUUAAUCAUACGGGUCAUAUCCGUUAUGACCGGAUGUUGCGGCUGGUCAGUGCAUGUAACCUGGAGAUCUUCAGCUUCCCGUUCGACAUCCAGAACUGUACCUUCACCUUCGGCUCCUACAUGCACACCAUAAAGCACGUGCGGGUGAAGACGGCGCUGCCCUUUGAUCAGAUAUCUGGGAACUCUAAGCGGUACCUGGAGGCAAGCGGAGAGUGGGAGCUGGUGGAGAUUUUGGGAGAAGAAGGAAUUCUUAAGUUUGGAGUAGAUGAGUGGGACAUCAUCACGUUUUGGGUGGUAAUAAAGAGGCGUCCGAUUUUGUACGUGGUGAACCUCCUCAUUCCGAGCUCGUUCCUCAUGAUCAUUGACAUCCUGUCCUUCUACCUGCCGCCGCACAGCGUGGACCGUGCCUCCUUCAAAAUGACCCUCAUCCUGGGCUACACCGUGUUUCUGCUCAUCAUGAACGACCUGCUGCCCAGCACGGCCAACGGAACACCGAUCAUAGGUAUUUAUUUCUCAGUGUGUUUGGCUCUGAUGGUGAUCAGCCUGCUGGAGACGGUCAUCAUCACCAACGUUCUUCACCACAACUCCAUGAAGUACCGAGACGUUCCACGCUGGGUGCAGGUGGUAGUUCUGCGGUACAUCGGUAGCCUCAUCUGCUACAGACGGCCUGAAGAACUGCCCAAAACAGAACUGACCAAAAAGGACAGCGGCGACCCCUGGACCAUCCACACCUCGCACACAGCGUCCAGCUUGAGCACAAACAGCAGUGGUGUGGCGGUGCCGGAGCUGGUGGAGAUCUGUGCGGAUCUGCGGGCGAUGAGGUCACACCUGAACGUCCUGCAGCGCGAGGAGAAGCUCCAGGAUCAGUGGUGUCAUGUGGGCUACAUCCUCGACUUCCUGCUGUUCAGAAUCUACCUGGUCAUCAUCACCUGCUACGCCCUCGUCAUCAUCAGCAUGUGGUGCAUCUGGAUGUAUCAUUGAUUUACACUCAGCUGUUCCUGCAGAUUCUCAACAGAUCCACGUUCUCUAAACCGCAGUUUAGUGUUUAUAUCACUGUAGAUUUUUACUACCAAGACAUUUUGAACACUUUUUCUGCCCAUAAACGUCUGUAAAUUUUAAAAGAAAAAUAAUUUUCACAAGUUUUAAUUACACACUGCAAGACAAAUGAACAGGCUGAACAGUCUUUAAUUGUAAAUUUAUAUUGUAUAACAAUGAAUAUUAUUAGAAUCAUUUACAUCUUAGGAGUGCAUGUCAGUCUCAUCGAGAGCCUCUGCAGAAAAAAGGCAUUUCAGGCAAAAUAGACUAAUUUUAGAGAUUAUCAGUGAAGAGAAAUCAGACUGUUUAACAGUUCACACGCAUCUCAGCGCUCACUUUAACUUCAGCUUCAUCUUUUUAACUUGAACUCCGUUAUGAAAUGACUCUUGCAGAAGCAAACAGCAGGUCAUGUUAAAUAAACUUUCAUACCAGGAAAAAAGUCUGUUUCAUUUACACCUCGCUAAG